GCGGGUGCAGGUAAGCGUGAUUCUAAACAAAUAAAUAAAUGCUGGGAAAAUAUCAAGUCUCGAGCAAUAUAUCGUCAAACAAAAGAGAGAAGCUAAACUACAAUGGUGGUGGUACGGUCUCACCGGAAAGAGACGAAGGAGCAGAAGCCGUUGUUUCAAUAAUUCCAGAUCAAAUGACUAGCCUGGACAAUGCUUUUGACGAUGAUAAUUAUGAAGCUGGUGAGAGAUUUUGUGGUACUGAACGAAUAUACAGUAAACUGCUUGAACAUUAAUUGAAAAAAAACCCCUUUCGAUUCCUAAACAGUUCUGCGUUUUCAUCUCCUAUAGGGAUGACAUUUGUAUAUGCGUACAGUACGUCAAUCAUCCCAACAACGUUCGGAAAUGCACAUAUUCUCCAGAAGUCAAGUUUCAUUUGUGGUAGCAAAUCAGCCGCGAGAAAUUGAAUUUUUAUUAUUUUCUAAGCGAGCAAUUGCCUCAGAUACUCGUUUAAUAAUUCGACUUGCAUACGGUUGAGAUAUGUCACAGAGAUCUCCUCUACAUGCUAGCUGAAACGUACCAGUUGCAUAAUAACGUAAUGUCAACAAAGCUUUAUGUCCGCAGGAAUUGGAUUACCUCGUUCAUUAUGACCACAUAUAGCUGGCCCUAUUAUGUUUAAGAUCUCCCGAAAGCCAUCCUUUGACCUUUGUUAAUCUAAAUCUGAUUCAAAAUUGCUCCUCAUACAUUUCAUAGUUGAAAUUGUAAAUUCUAUCUCAGUUUCUAUUAUUGGG
This is a messenger RNA of Paramuricea clavata, 767 nucleotides long. NCBI's taxonomy places the organism in Eukaryota, Metazoa, Cnidaria, Anthozoa, Malacalcyonacea, Plexauridae. The record is from the annotation of a GenBank genome assembly.